GGAGCCGAUACAAGAGUAAAAAAGGCGGAUAAGAGAAUUGACCCGUAGUUUUUUCCAAUAUUAUUGCAAUGUUUCGCAGGAUUUGACUAUUUGCCGUUCGUAUUCCUAAAGAACGGCAAGAAGUGCCCAUGGCUAAGCUGUUCCCACCAAGAACAGAGAACCACUUCUGCUGUUUUUCACAGUACACAACCCUUAAACCUAAACUCUUUAAGCCAGCGAGUGUGCAGCCUAUUAAACAUGGAUUUAGAUUCGGAGUUUGCUGUAUCAGAGACAAGAAGGAAAGCGGAUUAGAAACAGAGAUAACACUCGACAGUGUUGGUCGAAAUAGGGGAUUGGGCAAUAAAAGUGGUUUGAUUGAAGCUUCUAAGGAUGAAGUUGUAGCUGAAAGUGGGGGGAAAGAAGUUGUGCUUAAAUGGGGUUGGCCACCAUGGAAGAAACUUCCUCAAAGAUAUAAGCUUGUGGGAACUACUGCUCUUGCCUUUGUUAUCUGUAACAUGGAUAAGGUGAAUUUGAGUGUUGCCAUAAUUCCAAUGUCACAUGAAUUUGGGUGGAGUUCUUCUGUAGCUGGACUUGUACAAUCGUCUUUCUUUUGGGGCUAUGCAUUAAGUCAAUUGCCUGGAGGUUUGCUGGCAAAGAUAUUUGGUGGCAGAAAGAUUCUUGAAGUUGGAGUCCUUACCUGGUCAGUCGCAACAGCACUCGUUCCCACUCUUUCUGGGUUCAUGCCUGCUCUAAUUUUUUCAAGGAUUAUGGUUGGUAUUGGAGAAGGUGUUUCACCAUCCGCUGCCACUGACAUGAUUGCCAGGCAUGUGAGAAUGAAAAGAACUUAGAGGUCAAUACCAUUGGAAGAGCGAUCACGGGCAGUAUCAUUUGUUUUUGGUGGUUUGAGUUUUGGAAGUGUUACAGGACUUCUUUUGGCUCCACCUCUUAUUCAAAACUUUGGUUGGGAGUCUGUCUUUCACAUAUUCGGCCUCCUUGGCAUAGCUUGGUUCGUUGGAUUUCAGAUGGUGAAAGGAGAACAGCCCUUUUCCUUUAAAACACCUUUGUCAUGGCCUCAGUUUUUGCCCGAAGAGAAACCAAAGAGUUCUUCAUCAUCAGAGGUGGAUGCUUCUCUGAAGGAUGUACCUUGGAAGGCAUUUUUUCAAUCUAAAGCUGUAUGGGCUAUGAUAUAUGCCCAUUUUUGUGGAAGUUGGGGUCAUUAUACGUGUUUAUCUUGGUUACCAACAUAUCUCAGUGAGGAGCUGAACCUUAAUUUGACAGAAGCAGCAGGGGUCUCAGUUUUUCCUCCAUUAGCUUCAAUCUUUGUCACCACCAUUGCAGCACAAUUAGCUGACAGUUUGAUCACCAAAGGCGUAGAAAUCACAGUGGUGCGUAAAAUUUGCCAGACAAUUGCAUUUUUAUCCCCUGCAACAUGCAUGAUUCUCUCAUCAGUGGAUUUCGGCUUCCCUCAUUGGGAAGUUGUAGCAAUUCUCACAGGAGGUUUAGCCCUUUCAAGUUUUGCAUUAUCAGGACUAUAUUGCACCCAUCAAGAUAUUUCACCUGAAUAUGCAAGCAUACUUCUGGGUAUAACAAACACAUUUGGGGCGGUGCCUGGUAUUGUUGGUGUUGCUCUUACGGGUUAUCUUCUUGACUGGACUCACUCAUGGAGUAUAUCUUUGUUUGCACCUUCGAUCUUCUUCUACCUUACUGGUACAAUUGUAUGGUUGGCUUUUGCGAGCAGUAAGCCACAAACCUUCAUCAAAGAAGAUUAAUUUUACUGCUGGGUCGGUCAGCGGGCAGUUUGGCUGACAACAUUGUACCACAAGUACUGUUGAACAUAGUGAGGCUUCCUUGUCUUUUUUCUUGGAAGACCCAAAAUUUCUCCUCUCCAAAUGCCCUCUAUAUGACAUGUAGCUGCAUAUUACACGAUGUUUGAUAUAUAUGGGAUUAUGGGAAUAUUCAGAUACAUACACUAUCCAUGGAUUUUAUGUAAAUUGAGGAUACCAAUAUCAAUAUAUGUAAUUAUGAUUAAUGGAAAGAGAGCUGUAACAAUGUUUGUUACAAAACAUUUAUCCCGUGUAUAAGUAAAACAAAUCUUUCGGCUGUACCCCCUUCCUCCCCACACCUAAGUUGCAU
Molecule: messenger RNA, 2112 nt
Organism: Cuscuta epithymum
Lineage: Eukaryota; Viridiplantae; Streptophyta; Magnoliopsida; Solanales; Convolvulaceae
Source: the annotation of a GenBank genome assembly